Chara braunii is the source of this 1766-nucleotide messenger RNA. The record is from the annotation of a GenBank genome assembly. NCBI's taxonomy places the organism in Eukaryota, Viridiplantae, Streptophyta, Charophyceae, Charales, Characeae.
GGGGGGAGUUUUUUUUAUGAUCAUAUGCCCUCAGGUAGGAUCAGUACUAUCUUCUUUUUUUUUUUUUUUUCAAAAAGAAAUUGCACUUUUAUUAACAGGGCCCAGUGCCCAAGGGUAGGAUAAGUACUAUCAAUGGGACGCUGGACCCGGUUUCCAGCAUGUGCCGCUCCCCACCAAUAGAUGGAGCAGCCCGACAGGUCAAGCAAGAUAAGGUCCUUUUGAAAAAGGCUGUUAUCUGUGAGUACAGCGUGCAGGUUGAUUUUGCUUUUCUGGAAGCGAGCCAGGAAGGAGUGGGAGAGUGGAGGAGAGAGGAAGAGAGAGGAGAAGAGGGGAGGGGGGCGGGGGCAAGUGAGGGGAGGGCGAGUUUUUGUCAGGAGGGUAAGGACAGAACAGAUUCAUCAAUGCGUCCGUCGGCGCCGCCGCCUUUGCCCGAGAAACUGUCGAAGAUGGUGAGAGGGAAGAUAGAGAUACGCAGGAUCGACAAUGCAACGAGCAGGCAAGUCACAUUUUCAAAGCGGCGCAACGGACUGCUUAAGAAAGCCUACGAGCUGUCUGUUUUAUGCGAUGUCGACAUCGCCGUGAUCAUUUUCUCACCCACGGGGAAGAUUUUCGAGUAUGCAAGCACAAGUAUGGGAGACAUACUUGAUCGGUACAAUAAUUUCCCGGAGGAGCAACGGCAGCGGUCUUCCCGAAAGCUGGACAACAUAGAUUUUGAGUUUGAGUUUGAGUUUGAGUUUGAGUUUGAGUUUGAGUUCGAGUUCGAGUUUGAGUUUGAGUUCGAGUUCGAGUUUGAGUUGGGCUUUGACUUUGACUUUGACUUGGACGUGGACUUGGAGUUGGGCUUUGAAUUGGGUUUGAAUUGGGCUUUGACACGCCUAACUGGCGAAGACCUUGCAAAAAUGUCUGUUAGCGAUUUGGAAGCGUUGGAGACCAAGCUGGCGACAGGCCUUCUGAGUGUCAGGAAAUGCAGGGAGGGAAUGUUGCGGUCGGAGAUAAAAUCGCUGAGGGAACAGAGGAUAGCUGCCAGCGCUGGCCUGUGCCGAUAUCAGGAUCGAGACCCUAGCUGUACGGCGGAGAUGCAUAUGACGACUUUCUCCAUGUGGCGGGGAGAGGACGGCUGGAGCCAUCCGGCGUCUCAUGUGGGAGGCCAAGCUCCCGACGGCCACGGAGAGCGAGGAAAGGGAGGCGGAAAGCACAACCACAGCCAAGAGCAGGAGGACAAAAAAGCCAAGCAGGACGACGACGAUGACGACGACGACGAGGAGGACGAUGAGGCUGAGGGAGAGGGUGGCGGCGUUGGGAUCCCCACCUGGGUUGGGACAAGUCAUCAUUGCUUUGAGGUGAACGACUGUCAACCGAAUAUGACCGACCUUUUCUGUUCUUAGAUGAAGCGGUUGGGAUCCCAGCCCAACUUUGGUUGCGGUUGGGACAGGUUAUCAUCAUCAACUGCUUUUUUCGAUCAAGAAGGAUGAUGUGAAAAAAUGGCACCAAAAAAUGGCACCAGGGCCCAGGCAUCUAUCCAGUGGGAUCCCCAACCUGACAAGUCGGGUUGGGACAGGCCGGCAUCAAUUGCUGGUACACCAGUUAUCUUAAGGGGAGGGAAGUAUGUCAUCAGUGUGUGUCGUCAAUCAAAUCGGCAGCCAGGCAGGAAGUAAGCGGUAUCGUCAGAAGAUCGUGUGUCGAUCAAGCUAGCUGCAGUGCAGUACAGUACAGAGAACCUAAGGGCAUACUUGCAUCAGGAAUCGUAAUGAAUGAAUCUGACAACG